AUGAACAGAAGAUCGUCUAGUAAAGUGGUGAAGGUUGACAAGCCGAAACGUGUUACUGAAUGUUCACCACCUCUUUCCCAAAUUUCUUUAAAUUCUCCAAGAUUUCCGUUUACCCAUGGGAUGGUUCGCCAAAUUCCCUGUAGUCCAUCAAGUACAUCAAUCAGCCUAGCCGCUUUGUCACUGGAAGAUAAAUCAACUUCUGUAACCAAUUUUUCAGUCAGUGAAGAGGACUAUUCCCAAAAACGCUUCCCCUGUAAAUCAGUUACAUCAGAUUUUAAAUCCAGAAGACAUUCACUUAUGGAAAGCAGUCAACAUGAGUUUGGAGAUAAUAUGGAUAAUUUUCAAACCGUUAAUUAUUAUUUUGUUGAGUCGAAAAGUUUAAAAGUGAGCAAAAGGUCUUGCGUAGAUUAUGAUCGGAAUUGGUCAACUUACCUCUAUAGAAUUUUUAUUGAUGAAACUGGUAACAAGUAUUCAUUUUUCUAA
This is a messenger RNA of Heterobilharzia americana, 483 nucleotides long. Lineage: Eukaryota; Metazoa; Platyhelminthes; Trematoda; Strigeidida; Schistosomatidae. The record is from the annotation of a GenBank genome assembly.